This is a messenger RNA of Labrus bergylta (ballan wrasse), 1040 nucleotides long. RefSeq names its product interferon alpha-inducible protein 27-like protein 2A. The record is from RefSeq and is a predicted model, not a curated record. Gene Ontology annotation, biological process: apoptotic signaling pathway. NCBI's taxonomy places the organism in Eukaryota, Metazoa, Chordata, Actinopteri, Labriformes, Labridae. Gene Ontology annotation, cellular component: mitochondrion; membrane.
UAUAAGCGGAAGUGACUCUCUGGCGUCAUCUUCUGUUCGGCCUUCAGAGAAACGCAGGCAACACCCAACUUAGCUAAAGACUCGUCGACUUUAAUGACAAAUGGCUGUUGGAACUAUUGUCGCUGUUGGAGCAGGAGCAGUGGGUGCUGUGGUCCUGGUUCCGCUUGCUCUCGGUGCUGCAGGUUUCACCUCAGCUGGGGUAGCUGCAGGCUCCGUUGCUGCCAAAAUGAUGGCGACCACUGCAGUGGCUAACGGAGGAGGGGUGGCAGCAGGAAGUCUGGUGGCUGUUUUGCAGUCAGCAGGUGCAGCAGGCCUUUCUGGAGUUGCCUCUGCAGCUGUGGCCACCGCUGGAGGAGCUGUGGGCUGGCUGGGUAGCUUAAUUAGAAAACCAUGAAAAUACUUGAUGAAUCUUUACUUUUAAAAUGGUCCAUUUUGUCAGCUUAAUUGCCAAACAGCACUUUUGCAAUUGUAUACAUGCAGUGAAAUAGUGUGAUUUGUUAUUAAAGUGUUGUUUAUUUAGUCUUUUUUGUAUGUUUUCUACUGUGUGCAUUUGAUUCCAGACUGCCAGACUCUUAAAGACUUUAUUCUUCUUUCCAACACGACUAUGUUUGACAAAUCAGUUUGUUGUUGCCUGGGCUGACAAUGUGAAUUGUUAAGUAAUGAAACUUUACAAUCCAUGUCAAAUUCUUAAUUAAAUUAAGAGAAACGUGAAGAAACUUGUGACAUGCCACUGGAUUCUCAAAUCUUGAGGGGCAAAGUGCAGAUUUAUUUAAAUGUUCACCUUUUCUUCUACCUUCACAUUUUGCAGUUCAUGAUCAUAAAAGGGGAAUACUUUCCACAUGGUAGCUCAGAUACAGCAUGCAGGAAUGAGUACUGUGUAAAGAUCUCAUUUCAUAAUAAUGUUACUCCUAAUCUUAAAUGUUGGUGAUCGCCACCACAAUCCAGGGCUGAUGCAGUCUUCUCGUUUUGCAUCAUCACAGAUGGAAGUUUGUCCUGAAUGCAGGUUUAAAGGAGCAGUCAGAAUUAAACUGGUUUAAAGA